AUGAAUGACGGUCUAAACGAUCUCCUGGUGUGUGUGUGUGUCGCAGGGACGUCGACGCCCAUUCGGCACCUGUCGCUGCGCAGCCUGCUGCCGGACACGGAGCAGUACAUGACGUACGAGGGCUCCACGACGCACCCGGGCUGCUGGGAGACCACCGUCUGGAUCAUCCUCAACAAGCCCAUCUACAUCACCAAGCAGGAGCUGUACGCGCUGCGGAAGCUGAACCAGGGGUCGGCGGAGAUGCCGAAGGCGCCGCUGGGGAACAACGCGCGGCCGCUGCAGCCGCUGCACCACCGCACCGUGCGCACCAACAUCAAGUUCCGCUGGCAAGAGGUAGCGGCGACUGCGACGUCGGCCGCGCCGCCGGCGGCCUCGGCGGGCUGGCCGCGGCGCCGGCCGCCCGCGCCCCCCGCCCCACCACCACCACCCACCACCCCCGCGCCACCACCACCCGCGCGGCGCGCCGGCACCGCAAUAAAACAGCCGCGCGUCCCCGGCCCCGCCCACGCCCACGCCCACGCCCCUGCACGCUCCACCUCGCCCCUGGCAACAGGCAGCGCCCGCGCCCCGCCUGCCCUUCCCGUCUCUAACCUGCCCUGCGCUACCCUAGCCUAUACUGCCCACCCUGCCCUGCAUUGCCCUGCCCUGCCUUGCCCUGCCCCAUCUUGUCCUAUCCUUCUCUAA
This is a messenger RNA of Gryllus bimaculatus (two-spotted cricket), 684 nucleotides long. NCBI's taxonomy places the organism in Eukaryota, Metazoa, Arthropoda, Insecta, Orthoptera, Gryllidae. The record is from the annotation of a GenBank genome assembly.